CCGAGUCAGGCCGAAGCUCGAGAGUCGUCCAGGCGUUUUCGGCACGAAGCAGUCCGUUGGAAACCACCCUGAAGCCCGUCGUCGCUUUGCUACUCUGUCGGCAUUUCACCCCUAAAUCUUUGUUCCGGGGCAAAAUCUAGCCUCCGCUGAGACCAUAAGUUAAGCCAUCUGGCCGCAUAGAAGAUCCGGCGAAGAAAGAGGCAGGAUUAGGAACUGUUGAGGCGAGGGACACAAGCAGAGACAUGGACAAUGUGCAAAUGAUCGGCACUAAAAUCACAGCGAUCAAGGAAUACUUAUAUAACUUCGCACGAACGCAUUCACCUACCAGACUAAUGAGUUCCGAAAAUACUUAUUCGCUCUCUAAAGAGCAUUGCAACUUAAAGUAUUCGGACAUUCUGCCACAUAAUGCAGAAGGUUAUCCGGCGACUAGAGAGUUCUUGAUGAAAGUAGUGGACAUCCUGUUGGACUUCGUCAAAUCAACGAAUGAUAGAAAUGCGAAGAUCCUCGACUUUCAUCAUCCUGCCGACAUGAUGCGUCUGCUCGAUUUAGAAAUUCCUGACACCGGAUUGACUCUCCAACAACUCUUACUGGAUUGUUCCACAACUUUGAAGUAUCAAGUGAAGACCGGACAUCCACAUUUCUUCAAUCAACUAUCAUGCGGUCUCGAUUUAGUGUCCAUGGCUGGCGAGUGGUUAACUGCGACAGCAAACACAAAUAUGUUUACCUACGAAAUCGCUCCUGUAUUCAUUCUAAUGGAACAUGUUGUUCUACAAAAAAUGCGCGAGCUUAUAGGCUGGAACGGCGGUGACUCUAUUCUCGCACCAGGAGGAUCUAUUAGCAACCUUUACGCCUUUCUUGCGGCCAGGCAUAAGAUGUUCCCGUACUAUAAAGAAAAAGGACUCUCUGCUAUUGGAGGACAGCUAGUUAUGUUUACGUCCGAUCAGUGCCAUUAUUCUGUGAAAUCAUGUGCGUCCGUUUGCGGCCUCGGUACGGAUAAUUGCGUGAUGGUGCCUAGCGACGAACGCGGUCGCAUUAUUCCAUCGAAACUGGAGGAAUUAAUCCUGGAGCGUAAGGCCAAAGGUCACAUACCAUUCUUCGUGAAUGCCACUGCGGGAACAACAGUUAUUGGUGCAUUCGAUCCGAUCCCGGAAAUCGCUGAUAUCUGUCAAAAAUACAAUCUAUGGCUGCAUGUCGACGCGGCUUGGGGUGGUGGAUUACUUUUGUCGAGAAAGUACAGGCAUCCGAAAUUGACCGGCAUCGAACGAGCUGAUUCAGUGACAUGGAACCCACAUAAACUUAUGGGAGCUCUGCUUCAAUGUUCCAGUAUUCACUUUAAGGAAGACGGGCUACUGAUCAGCUGUAACCAAAUGUCCGCGGAAUAUCUGUUUAUGACGGACAAGCUGUACGACGUGAGGUACGACACUGGCGAUAAGGUCAUUCAAUGCGGGCGUCACAACGACAUUUUCAAGCUUUGGUUGCAAUGGCGCGCCAAGGGAACAGAGGGUUUUGAGAAGCACAUGGAUCGGCUGAUGGAACUGACGGAGUACAUGGUUAGAAGGAUUAAACAAAUGCCCGACAAAUAUUAUUUGAUCCUCGAACCUGAAUUAGUGAACGUCUGUUUUUGGUAUCUACCUACGCGCGUACGAAACAUGCCACAUACCGCGGAGAGAAUAAAAAUCUUAGGCGAGAUAUGUCCAAUUCUGAAAGGUCGCAUGAUGCAAGCUGGCACUCUGAUGGUUGGUUACCAACCGGAUGAUCGACGGCCCAACUUCUUCAGGAACAUCAUUUCCAGUGCCGCUGUAACGGAGGCUGAUGUCGAUUUUCUCUUGACUGAGAUGGAUCGAUUGGGCCAUGACUUGUAAGAAAUCUGUCCAUAUAUAGGCAAUAUAGGCAUUAAUCGUACGAUGUGCAGCGAUUAGCCGACUGGUACACCAUAUCCGUGAUUUGUCUGACAAUGAGUGCAUUUUUCGCGCGUUCUAAAAAAAUUAUAAAUUCGAGACUCAGGUCACAAAAUUUAGAAUCCACCAAUAUGAACGUAAGGCAUACGAAGAAAUAGGCGGUUUUAUUAUUACGAUGGGAGAGAAUAUCCCUGAUUUUAUUUUCUCU
Mycetomoellerius zeteki is the source of this 2106-nucleotide messenger RNA. RefSeq names its product glutamate decarboxylase (gene Gad1). Bases 243 to 1862 code for a protein of 539 amino acids. NCBI's taxonomy places the organism in Eukaryota, Metazoa, Arthropoda, Insecta, Hymenoptera, Formicidae. Gene Ontology annotation, molecular function: glutamate decarboxylase activity; pyridoxal phosphate binding. Gene Ontology annotation, biological process: GABA biosynthetic process. The transcript has 11 exons. The record is from RefSeq and is a predicted model, not a curated record. Gene Ontology annotation, cellular component: cytoplasm.